Molecule: messenger RNA, 1011 nt
Organism: Apaloderma vittatum (bar-tailed trogon)
Lineage: Eukaryota; Metazoa; Chordata; Aves; Trogoniformes; Trogonidae
Gene: B3GNT4
Product: UDP-GlcNAc:betaGal beta-1,3-N-acetylglucosaminyltransferase 4
Cellular component (GO): membrane
Molecular function (GO): hexosyltransferase activity
Source: RefSeq, a predicted model, not a curated record
AUGUAUCCCAGGAUUAAAAUCCUCACCCUUUACGCCUUUUCAGUCAUGCUGCUGGCGUGGGUUUUUUACAUGAAGAAAGAGGCGAAGUUGCCAGCGUCGACCGGAGUAGCGAACCGCAAACCCAAGUCGUUGGUUCUGGACAAUGCUGAACCCAGCAAGUGUUUGCCAAACUUGACCUUCGCCAAUUCUUCUCUCAACCUCCCGGAGCCACAUCGCAUCUUCUUAACUUAUAAGCACUGCCGGAACUUCUCAGUCCUGCUGAGGGGGAAGGAGGUCUCCAUCGGUGGCAAGCGCAUCAGGCUGGUGUUCCUUCUAGGGCACUCGGAGACCAAACUCCAGGUACAGCCCCUGCACCAGCUGCUGGCAUACGAGAGCCGGCAGUUUGGCGACAUCUUGCAGUGGGAUUUUGUUGACAACUUCUUCAACUUGACCCUCAAGGAGCUGCAUUUCCUCCGCUGGUUCAUGGAGGACUGCCUGCACGCCAGGUUUGUGCUGAAGGGCGAUGACGAUGUCUUUGUCAACACUUAUAACAUUGUUGAGUUCCUCCAGGAACUGGACCCUGAGCAGGAUCUCUUUGUUGGGGAUGUGAUCGCCAACGCCCGGCCCAUCAGGAACACCAAGGUCAAAUACUUUAUUCCAGAGUCCAUGUACAGCGUCCCCUUCUAUCCUCUCUAUGCGGGGGGAGGGGGCUACGUGAUGUCUCGAGAGACGGUGCGCCGCCUCCAGAGCACCGCAGAGGACAUGGAGCUCUUCCCAAUUGACGAUGUCUUCGUGGGAAUGUGUCUGGCAAAGAUGGUGGUGACCCCGAAGAACCACUCUGGCUUCAAGACUUUCGGGAUCCAGAGACCCUUCAACCCUUUCGAUCCCUGCUUGUACAAAAAGCUGAUGAUUGUGCACAGACUAAACCCAACCGAGAUGUGGAUCAUGUGGACGCUGGUGCAGGAUGACAGCAUUAGGUGUGCGGUGUCAGUAACGCACAGCUACAGAAGGGGUUGGGGAAGAAGCCCCUGA